AUGGCCGGAGCCCCGUGCCAUCCCGACCCCGUCGCCUCGUCCCCGCCGUCGUCGACCCCAUCGCCGUCCUCCUCCUCGACCGCCUCCUUGCGGGACCUCGCGUCUUCGCCCUCUUCCCCGCCGGCCGCUAGCAAGCCUCGGCGCCCCCUCUCCCCAUCAACGCCGGUGAGGCCCCCCUGGCCUCUCCUCCUCUCUCUGCCAUCGCACACGACCGCGGCCAUCACGCCCCGGGCCGCGUCCAAGCUCGUCGCCCGCGUCGUCCCGCUGCCUCACGCUCUGGCCUUGCCCUCCUCGCCGCUGCUCCGCCCGGUCACCACGACCCCGUCCCGCCUGGCGUGUCACCUCGCGCGCUCGCGCCCGUGCUGUGGCCGGCUACCGUGUGCUGCUGCUCCUGCGGCUGCGCCGCCCCCGCUUCUCACGACCACCAGCGUGCCAUCACCCCCGCCUCACCCGCCUGCUCCCCUCGCCCGUGCUGGCCUCGCCCACGCCGGCCUGGUGACCUGCCAGUCCCCUUACCACUCCCCCACUCGCGCCCCCCCACUCUCCCUCUCCCCCGAUCCAAUCGGGAUCGGGCUCAAAUGUCAUCGCUGCCUGGAGCCAAAUCGCCGCCUGGAGCCACAUGGUCGGAGCCCCGUGCCACCCCGACCCCGUCGCCUCGUCUCUGCCGUCGUCGACCCCGUCACCGUCCUCCUCCUCGACCGCCUCCUCGUCGGACCUCGCAUCUUCGCCCUCUUCCCCGCCGGCCGCCAGCAAGCCUCGGCGCCACCUCUCCCCAUCAACGCCGGCGAGGCCCCCCCCCGGCCUCUCCUCCUCUCUCUGCCCUCGCACACGACCGCGGCCAUCACGCCCCGGGCCGCGUCCAAGCUCGUCGCCCGCGUCGUCCCGCUGCCUCGCACUCUGGCCUUGCCCUCCUCGCCGCUGCUCCGCCCGGUCACCGCGACCCCGUCCCGCCCGGCGUGUCACCUCGCGCGCUCGCGCCCGUGCUGUGGCCGGCUACCGCGUGCUGCUGCUCCUGCGGCUGCGCCGCCCCCGCUUCUCGCGACCACCACCAUGCCACCGCCCCCGUGUCACCCGCCUGCUCCCCUCGCCCGUGUUGGCCACGCCCACGCCGGCCUGGCGACCUGCCAGGAUAAGUACAAGGGACGUUGCUUCUACACGCCCGCUCUGCAUGGUGAAGAACUCACCCGCCGCAAUCUUCCGGGCCAUCUCGACUUCCUGGAGGGCGCUCUGGGCUUCGGCUCGCGCAUCCUGCGCGCUCUGGCGAGCCUUCAUCAGUUUGGACUCUUGCGCCUUACAAUCGCGCUCCAGGGCCUCAAAUCUCUCUAUCGUGCCCUGGAGCUGUUGCUGCGCCUCGCCAACCCGGGCCUCGUGCUUUUCGUGCAAAACACGCUCUUUGGCCGCUUUGUCCUCAGCCUCGGCUAG
Aegilops tauschii subsp. strangulata is the source of this 1422-nucleotide messenger RNA. NCBI's taxonomy places the organism in Eukaryota, Viridiplantae, Streptophyta, Magnoliopsida, Poales, Poaceae. The record is from RefSeq and is a predicted model, not a curated record.